Corticium candelabrum is the source of this 1436-nucleotide messenger RNA. RefSeq names its product centromere protein L-like. The transcript has 11 exons. Lineage: Eukaryota; Metazoa; Porifera; Homoscleromorpha; Homosclerophorida; Plakinidae. The coding region runs from base 100 to 1224 and encodes 374 amino acids. The record is from RefSeq and is a predicted model, not a curated record.
GUGUAAACGAUUUUCUCUACUUAUAGUUUUUCAUUGUGGUUGUUAGGCAGGACUCCGCGGCUGAUUUGCGCGGUAGCUACUGUACCGCCUAGUAGAAGUAUGGCGGACAGUUCAAGUUCACGGCCGCAGACAAGAGUAGCGAAGAGGUUGGAGAUGACGCCUAGGAGCACACCAGUAUGGGCAAAGAAACCGAGAACGACGCCGUCUUUGCUAGCAGAAAGGCGAUCAUCGAGAAGAUUAUUAGCUACUCCUAGAGGAUUGUCAUUAUCGAGAACACCUGUUACAAGAUGUCUUGAGGCAACUGAUGAGACAGCACGAAGAGCAAGGUUACCACAGACUAGAGGCAAACAGCAAGUGAAACACAGUGAAGUGUUGACUGGAAGGAAAUGGAAUGUCUACAGUGUGUCUCUCUUGUACAAUCUGCAGGCCAUGAUUGACAGCCUUGGCUCAUAUUCUCGGUCACUUACUGCACAUGUGAAAGUUGGAAUAGAAGGAGGAGCGGCUGCAUAUUCGCUGGAUGGUAAUGAGGGAGAAGAUGUAGAGAACGAAGGAAAGCUGACAGUUACUAAAGCCACCAUAACAAUUAUGAAAGAUUUGAAAUCAUAUGUUACUGAUCAUCCAGCUAUCAGAAUCACAAUGAAUGGAAGAAAAGCAGCAGGUAAGAACGCUAUUCUUUUUGAUGGAGUUUUAUGUGGAUGUGGAACUGGUAGUGAAGGAAAGUUUGUGUCAUUGCCAUUGCUACUAUGGAAUGGACUUUUAUCAGUUGCAAGGCAUUUGUUGGACUGGUUGCAGGCAACAUUUGACUGUAGAAUUUCUAGACUAGACAUUCCGUCUUACCAUCUUGCCUACUUGGUUGCCAAUUGGACUCGGUUUACUUCAGACAAGCUGAGGAAUUUGAAGUUAUGCUUUAGUCCCAGCAGGCAUGUUAUUGAUCAAGGACUCAACCAGAUUACUAUGACAGUUGAGCAUAAGGAUGCAAAGGCUUUACUAGCAAGUAUUCACAGUGACAUGGACACAGAGUUGACUGAAGAAGAAGCAGAAAGAUUUAUGUUGGCUCUUUCUGGUCAUAUUCGCGAUAUCUUGAAAAUUCGAGUUGAUAUGAUGACACUUAAUUGUGUGACAACCUGUGUCGCUAAAGUGUCUUCUAAUGGAGUCCUGACGGUAUUCAGUCAAGAACAUGUCCUUCAAAUGCUGGAGUUUCUUACAAAUGUUGCUGGUUGUUAGAAUUGUAAGUAUCAGACAGUACUCAUACUUGCUGCAUGUUGCUUCGUAGCACUGCCAUACAGACAAAGUAGAUAGUGAAAUGUGGCUUUCUUUGUGCAGCUAUUAAGUAAAUCAUAAAGUGAAACGUGUUACUGUCAGAGUGUCUUACAGGGCCUUUUUCACAGCCUCUGUUCAUGUGUACUGCUUCAGAAUAAGUGUAGUAUAAAUUGAAA